Messenger RNA from Bipolaris sorokiniana ND90Pr, 369 nucleotides. RefSeq lists its product as uncharacterized. The transcript has a single exon. Gene Ontology annotation, molecular function: protein binding. NCBI's taxonomy places the organism in Eukaryota, Fungi, Ascomycota, Dothideomycetes, Pleosporales, Pleosporaceae. The annotation marks the transcript as partial. The record is from RefSeq and is a predicted model, not a curated record.
CUGCUACUAGACAAAGGCGUCGACGUCAACGCGCAGGGCGGUAGUUUAGGCAAUGCACUCCAGGCGGCUUCAGCUGAAGGCCACAAAGACAUCGUAACGCUGCUGCUAGACAAAGGCGCCGACGUCAACGCGCAGGGCGGGUUCUACGGCAACGCACUCUAUGCAGCUUCAUAUAAAGGUCACAAAGAGAUCGUAACGUUAUUGCUAGACAAGGGUGCCGACGUCAACGCGCAGGGCGGAUUAUACGGCAACGCACUCCAGGCGGCUUCAGCUGAAGGCCACAAAGACAUCGUGACGCUGCUGCUAGACAAAGGCGCCGACGUCAACGCGCAUGGUGGACACGACGGCAACGCACUCUAUGCAGCUUCA